Jaculus jaculus (lesser Egyptian jerboa) is the source of this 216-nucleotide messenger RNA. It is a transcript of the gene Cep15, whose product is annotated as chromosome 5 C3orf14 homolog. The record is from RefSeq and is a predicted model, not a curated record. NCBI's taxonomy places the organism in Eukaryota, Metazoa, Chordata, Mammalia, Rodentia, Dipodidae.
UCCUUACUUGCUCAAAAAAUUGCUUCUAAAGCACAGGAAGAAAUAAUAUCACAUAGAUAAAUAUUCCUUCAACUCAUGGAGAAUAAACUUGGAGAAAUCAAAACAGAAAAGACAUCCCAGCUACAAACAAUGGAGACUGCUUUUAAUCCAUGGCCUCAGGUGGUUUUUCUUGAGACUUGUUACUGGGCAUCAGUAGAUGAAUAUAACCCCAAAUAG